Molecule: messenger RNA, 1871 nt
Organism: Vigna umbellata (rice bean)
Lineage: Eukaryota; Viridiplantae; Streptophyta; Magnoliopsida; Fabales; Fabaceae
Biological process (GO): nucleosome assembly; chromosome condensation; negative regulation of DNA recombination
Cellular component (GO): nucleolus; nucleus; nucleosome
Molecular function (GO): nucleosomal DNA binding; structural constituent of chromatin; double-stranded DNA binding
Source: RefSeq, a predicted model, not a curated record
CAAUUAUAUUAACACACUCUUUCUCUUCUUCAAGUGAAACCAAUCCAAUUCCCAAUUUUCGAAUCUACCCUUUCUCUCUCUCUCUCUCUCCACCAUGGAGCCAUCCUCGAUCCCCCCACCGCAAGCUCCGCCAGCCACCGCCGUCCCGUUCCCGGCCGACACCAACGACCACCUCCCGGCGCCCAUUGCAGAGCCGCCGUCAAAUCACCCGCCCUACGCCGAGAUGAUAUACACCGCAAUCGAGGCGCUGAAGGAGAAAGACGGUUCGAGCAAGAAGGCGAUAGGGAAGUACAUGGAGCAAGUUUACAAGGACCAGCUUCCUCCGAAUCACUCCACCUUGUUGACUCAGCACUUGACUCGGAUGAAGACCAGUGGAAUGCUCGUCAUGGUGAAGAAGUCCUACGCGCUUCCUAGAUCUGCUGCUGCAGCUGCCACUGCUGCUGCGGAGGAACCUGUGCCUGUGCCCUCUCCUUCAACCCUUCCCAGGCCCAGAGGUCGGCCCCGAAAGGCCCAAACCCCUGUCCACAACCUUCCCCAGCCUCUGGCUCAGGACCAGGACGCUGUAAUCCCAUCGGUUCAGCAGAAUGCUGAACCAGUCUGGGCGGCGCUUGGGCUUGCUGACGAGCCUGUGCAAGCUGAGACCCCAAAGAAGCGUCCUGGCCGACCGAAGAAAUUGGCCACUGGAGCCCCUGGAACGGGGCGGAGAGGCCGUCCUGUUGGCUCUGGCAAAGGCCCGGGUCGACCUCCUAAGCCCAAAUCCAUUGCUUCAGACACUUCUCUUUCUGCCUCUGCAGGGUCGAAGAGACGCCCGGGCCGCCCGCCUAAGAAUCAGACCCAAGCAACUCAAAUUCCAUUUGCUCCAUCUACACCUACUGCUGGUGCGGAUGCCGGUGCCGGUGCCGAGGCUGGGGCUGUUUUGCCGGUCUCAGAGCCUGUGGAAGAACAGGCUCCUGCAGGUGAUGGAAUUAUACUCGGGCCUAGAGUCCGUGGUCGACCGAAGAAGUUUGCUGAUGAGAUGAUUUCCUCCGGCCGAGGCAGGGGAAGGGGUCGUGGACGAGGGCGUGGGCGUGGGCGUGGUGGUGGUUUGCAGUUCGCCAGACCUGGAGUUAGGUCCGUUGGCCGCCCGAGGAAGGGGUCAACUUUUGCUGGAUCUCCACCAAAUGCUGCUCAUGAAGAACUCAAAAGGAAGCUGGAACACUUUCAAUCGAAAGUGAAGGAAUCCCUGGCAGUGAUUAAGCCUCAUUUUAACCAUCAAAGUCCUGCCACUGCAAUUGCAGCUAUUCAAGAUUUGGAAGAGCUGGGAACUAUGGACCUCAAUGCACCACUAAGGGAUGAAACAAUUCCUCUGCAACAGGAGGAGCAGCCACCACAGGCGCCGCAGCCAGUACAGGCGGCUCCACCACAGCAGCAGCCACCUCUGCCACACCUGGCACCAGCACCACUGCAACCUCAGACACAGCUAUUUCAGCAGCCAUUUCCCUCAUUUCAGCUGCAGCAGCCGCCAUUCCAUCUUCAGCAGCCACCGCUGCCGUUCCAGCAGCCACCGCAGCAGCACCAGCUAUUCCAGGCACCCCCAUCGCACCAACAGUUUCAUCCAUAGGAGUAAAAAUGAGGGUAACAAUUUGAUUAUGAAAGUAGGAAGUAUAUUUUAUUGUCUUGAAUUUGGUUAUGAACAAUCUGAACAAGUGUUUUAACAAGACACAUGAGGGCAACAGAUUUGUAAAGCGAGUAGGCAGUAGCAGAACUGAAUUUUCUUCAGUGAACCGAUUCGUCAUUUAGUUUGUUGUUGUGCACUGGUCUAGAUUGACACCUCAAGUAAUGUUUAGAUUAUUAGUGUACUCAUCAUUUUGUAAUUCAACUAUUUUUUCUUU